Molecule: messenger RNA, 2136 nt
Organism: Homalodisca vitripennis (glassy-winged sharpshooter)
Lineage: Eukaryota; Metazoa; Arthropoda; Insecta; Hemiptera; Cicadellidae
Product: sodium-coupled monocarboxylate transporter 2-like
Exons: 15
Coding region: 186-1709 (507 amino acids)
Biological process (GO): transmembrane transport; sodium ion transport
Cellular component (GO): membrane
Molecular function (GO): symporter activity
Source: RefSeq, a predicted model, not a curated record
GCUCUACAACCGCUGAUGGUGUCUAACCUCCAUACAGAAGCAAAGGAUUGGAUCAUAAACCAAUAAAGGGUCAAGCUUUCUACCGAAGGCGGUGGUGGUCACUGAGCUCGCACAUCGCCUGUGAGUGUGAGAGUGUAGAAAGUGUUUGGCUAGUGGACACAGCGGACGUCUGUCUCUCAAUUAGAAUGGCCGACUCCCGCCUGCCCGUGGCCGACCAGGACCUCCACUUCGUCUGGCUAGACUACACCGUGUUCGGUGGUAUGCUGCUGGUGUCCACGAGCAUAGGGCUCUACCACGGCUGCAGGAUACUCCGCCCAGGGACUGCCAAGGAGAGUGAUAACUCACCCGGGGAGUUCCUUAUCGCCAACGGCAAGCUGGGCACCCUUCCUGUCGCUCUCUCGAUGUUGGCCAGUUUCUUGUCGUCCAUCACGCUGAUGGGACAGCCGGCCGAAGUGUACCAGUAUGGUGCACAGAUGUGGAUCUUCGGUCUUGCUACUUUCUUCCUCGUCCCCUUCGUCGGAUACGUCAUGAUUCCCUUCUAUCGCAAAGCAAAAUACACUUCAGCUUACCAGUACUUCGGACACAGAUUCAAUCGCUGGUUGCAGUUGCUGGCCUCCUUACUUUUCAGUGUGCAAAUGGUGCUCUACCUAGCUCUGGUACUCUAUGCUCCAGCUCUGGCUAUGCAUCAGGUGACCGGAUUCAAUACAAUGCUCGUGGUGUCUAUAAUGUACAUUGUCUGCAUCUUUUAUACGACAAUUGGAGGGAUGAAGGCGGUGGUAUGGACGGACACCUUCCAAGUGGUGGUGUUGUACGCCGCAAUGUUCACCGUUCUGGCCAAGGGAACGUCGGACAUCGGAGGCUUCCAAGUCGUCUGGGAGCGCAACCAAGCUUUCAACCGUACUAAUCUCUUUACUUGGAGUUGGGACCCGACAGUUCGCUAUUCUGUUCUGUCUUCGUUUAUUGGCUCUUCAUUUCUUCAUGUAGCCAUCUAUGGGGGAAACCAGCUCCAAGUCCAGCGGUACUUGACUGUCGGCUCCAACGAACAAGCCAGAAACAUGCUGUGGAUCAACAUGGUGGGCUGGACUCUGGUGGUGAUCCUCACAGCGUAUGCCGGGAUGCUCAUCUUCGCUUACUUUUGUUACUGCGAUCCACUCUUGACAGGUGCCGUGACAACUCCUGACCAGCUGUUCCCCUUAUACGUGAUGACAACAUUGCAAGGAUACCCUGGGGUUCCAGGACUCUUCCUUGCAGGCAUAUUUAGUGCUGGCCUCAGCACGGUCUCUACUGGUGUCAACUCAUUGGCAGCCAUCUGGUUCGCGGAGUUGGAUGGCACCAGCUUCAAGGAGCGGUUAACAGAAAAGAAAGCCGGCAUCACAGUCAAGCUCUUGGCUUUGUUCUUCGGAGUCCUGUCCUACCUGCUGGUGUUCCUGGUGCCGUUCAUGGGAGGACUUGUCCCGGUGACGAUUUCACUGUCCAGUAUAUUUGCUGGGUCGCUAUUCGGCGUCUUCAUGCUCGGAAUGUAUGUCAAAAGAGCCAAUAGCAUUGGAGCCACAUGCGGUUUGCUGUCCGGGGUUAUCAUUAUGUCCUGGAUAUGUGUCGGGUCUAUAGUGGCCUCCAAGUCCGGCCAGAUAGUGGACUCUGUGUUGCCAUCCUCCACAGAACAAUGCGUCGGUAACUUCACCACCGUCUCGGUCAACAGUCUGUGUUAGUAAUGUUUUGUAAUGUACAGGGAGCCACAUGCGGUUUGCUGUCCGGGGUUAUCAUUAUGUCCUGGAUAUGUGUCGGGUCUAUAGUGGCCUCCAAGUCCGGCCAGAUAGUGGACUCUGUGUUGCCAUCCUCCACAGAACAAUGCGUCGGUAACUUCACCACCGUCUCUCUCUCAACUGAACCUACAAAAGAGCCAGAGUAUGCUUGGUACAUCUACCGUAUCUCAUACCUGUGGUACUGCCUGCUGUCCCAGCUGAUAACGGUGGGUGUGGGGGUAGUGGUAAGUAUAAUCUCAGAGCCAUUCCUGCCUGCCCACCGCUGCCAGAACCCACCCCGAGGAACCUACCUACCUGCGCCUCAACAAGAUCUCCUCAGUCUACACGAGUCUUAGUUUAAAAAAUAAACCUUGUCUAUUUUUAUGUUUUUAAA